This is a messenger RNA of Diospyros lotus (date-plum), 1332 nucleotides long. RefSeq names its product tobamovirus multiplication protein 1-like. Gene Ontology annotation, cellular component: plant-type vacuole membrane. The record is from RefSeq and is a predicted model, not a curated record. The transcript has 11 exons. Bases 177 to 1049 code for a protein of 290 amino acids. Lineage: Eukaryota; Viridiplantae; Streptophyta; Magnoliopsida; Ericales; Ebenaceae.
GAAGUUUUGGUGGGAGCAAUCAAAGGUAACUUCCCGCCAGCACUUCUGUAAAGACCGUUCGGUAGAUUCAAAGAUUCGCACAUCUGUCUCUCUCCUCUGAUUUUGGAAGCUGCCCACUUUUCGGAGCUUCGCCACUGAGGCUCUGAGUGAUUGGUGGCGGAAGAUUGGGGCCGGAUAUGGCGAGAAUGCCGCUGAUCUUCGUCUUCCCCUCCAUUGAUUUGGGAGGUCUGGCUUCGAACUGGUGGAAUGAGAUCAACGACUCGACUCGGUGGCAGGAUGGGAUUUUCUUCACUCUCUGUGCCGCCUAUGCCCUUGUUUCUUCUGUAGCCCUGAUUCAAUUAAUAAGGGUUGAAUUGAGAGUACCAAAGUAUGGUUGGACAACACAAAAGGUUUUCCUUCUUAUGAACUUCAUUGUAAAUGGAGUGCGUUCUGUUGUGUUUGGAUUUCAUUUGCAAGUGUUCCAUUUGCAUUGGAAGGUGCUAAUUUUGGUGCUAUUGGAUCUUCCUGGACUUCUGUUUUUCUCAACCUACACACUGCUUGUCCUCUUUUGGGCAGAGAUUUAUCACCAGGCUAGAAGUUUACCAGCAGAUAAGCUCUGGAUUUAUUACAUCUCAGUAAAUGGUGCAAUGUACUUUAUACAGGCUUGUAUCUGGAUUUACCUUUGGGUGGAUGACAACGGUAUUGUAGAACUUGUUGGGAAGAUAUUCAUUGCAGCCGUAUCAUUUCUAGCAGCAUUAGGUUUCUUGCUGUAUGGAGGAAGAUUAUUUUUAAUGCUGAGACAUUUUCCUAUUGAAUUGAAAGGGAGAAGACAGAAGCUUCUUGAGGUCGGCUCUGUGACUGCUAUAUACUUCUCAUGCUUUCUCAUAAGAUGCUUUGUGGUUUUUGUAUCUGCUUUUGAUUCAGACGCAUCACUAGACGUAUUGGAUCAUCCAGUCUUAAACUUGAUAUACUAUACGCUGGUUGAGAUACUCCCUUCAUCUCUGGUCCUCUACAUUUUUCGUAAGUUGCCUCCAAAGGGUAUACCGACGCAAUAUCAUCCCAUCUAUUAAGCCUGUGGAUAAAUGAUUGCGUCGUUAAACGCUAGUCUUGGUAGAGGUUUCGUAUUGGAACCAGAUAGACAACCAAAUCUAUUGACCUGGUAUGGCCUGUAUUCACUACUUUUUUUUUUUCCACGCAUCCAAUGCAUGGAGCUCUAAGAAAGGAGCUGAUGCAAAUAUAUUGAUCCCUGGUGGAUUUUGUUAGUUAUAUGGGUUGUAGACAUUUGCAAUUUUAUUUGACUGAGAUAGGGUUGUAAGGAAAUUUUAGCGAUGAAAUAUAAUUCUACUUUUCUUA